GAUUGGCUGGUUGGGCCUCUUCCCCCCACGUGACUCAGGCCGGCCGCCGGUGCUGUUGUCCCGGGCAGAAGCAGCCCGGGGUUCGCCGCAGGUGGCGGCUCCGCGCGGGACGGGCUCAGCCAGGGCUUAUGGCAGCGGCGCAGGGGGUUCGCGGGUGUCUCCUGCGGGGGCCCCUGCGUGCCCGGCCGGGCAGGAGCUGCAGCUCCGGGGCUCCUGUGCGGCAGCAGCAGCAGCAAGCGCUGGUGGCUGCCCCCGCCCCGGCUCACGAAUUGCCAAGCACAAGAAGAAAAGGUUUCCUAACUGAACAUGCUGCCCCUUUCUCUGCUUUCCUGACUGACAGCUUUGGCCGUCGGCACAACUACCUGCGGAUCUCCCUGACUGAGAAAUGUAACCUCAGAUGUCAGUACUGUAUGCCAGAGGAGGGAGUUCAACUGACCCCUAAAUCAGAGCUGCUCACUACCCAGGAGAUAAUCACCCUUGCCAGGCUCUUUGUGAAGGAAGGUGUGGACAAGAUCCGAUUGACUGGUGGAGAACCCCUCAUCCGACCUGACGUGGUUGAUAUUGUGGGUCAGCUGUUCAAGCUAGAAGGGCUACAAACCAUUGCUGUCACAACCAAUGGGAUCAACUUAGCUAGGCUGCUGCCACGGCUGAAGGAGGCAGGGCUGGAUGCCAUUAACAUCAGCUUGGAUACUCUGGUUCCGGCCAAAUUUGAAUUCAUCGUCCGGAGGAAAGGCUUUCAUAAGGUAAUGGAAGGAAUCAACAAAGCAGUUGAACUGGGGUACAAUCCUGUUAAGGUGAACUGUGUAGUGAUGAGAGGCCUCAAUGAGGAUGAGCUGUUGGACUUUGUGGCGCUCACGAAGAACCAGCCACUUGACGUGCGGUUCAUCGAAUACAUGCCCUUCGACGGCAACAAAUGGAACUUCAAGAAGAUGGUGAGCUAUAAGGAGAUGCUGGAUACAGUCAGGCAGAGAUGGCCUGACUUGGAGAAGCUGCCCUGCGAGGCCUCCAGCACAGCCAAGGCUUACAAGGUACCAGAUUUUCAGGGGCAGAUCAGCUUUAUUACGUCCAUGUCAGAGCACUUCUGUGGAUCCUGCAAUCGGCUGAGGAUAACUGCAGAUGGGAACCUGAAGGUGUGCCUUUUUGGGAACUCAGAAGUGUCCUUGAGGGAUCACCUACGGUCCGGUGCCUCGGAGGACGAAUUGGUUCAAAUUAUAGGCUCAGCAGUGGGCAGAAAAAAGAAACAGCAUGCCGGCAUGUUUAACAUUUCCCAGAUGAAGAACCGGCCAAUGAUCCUGAUCGAGGCAGCAUUGAAGUCGACCCCACUACUGCAAGACGCCGUGCAGAAUUCUCCAAGUUCAAAGCAAUGGGGCCACAGACCUGGCCACUGGCUAACGCCAAGAGCAAGUUUAUCCAAGCAGAUGGGAAAAGCAUUUAAGAAAAAUGUGUUUACAGGACGGCAUGCCUUGCCAGGAUCUCACUCAGAGCAACAGCAGCUUGCAGCAGAAAUUCUGCAAGCUCAGGCGCACAGCGUUUGCAUCUUCCAAAAGAAUUUGAGCUCUAGCUCGGACACACAGUGCCUUAGGACAGGAAGUCCUUCCAUUCAGCACACCAGCCACACAGCUCUGGACAGUCACUCAGGGACUGCAGCUGGAAACCAGUCAGAAGAAAAGGGCCCAGGAUCUCACUCCAAAGCCAUAGGUUCUGGCUUGUGCGCCAGUGAACGGGGUCCCUCCAGCAGCCUGACUCACAUUGACCAAGAGGGGCGGGCGGCCAUGGUAGAUGUUGGAAAGAAGCCCGAUUCUGAAAGGACCGCUGUUGCCAGUGCUGUGGUUCGCCUGGGUGAGAAGGCAUUUGGGAUGGUGCGGCAGAACCAGCUGAAGAAAGGAGAUGUGCUGGCAGUAGCCCAGAUCGCAGGGAUUCAGGGAGCCAAACUGACCAGCCAGCUGAUCCCCCUGUGCCACAACAUCCCUCUGAGCCAUGUGGUCGUCUCUCUGAGCCUGGACGAGAGCAGAUGGGCUGUGGUGAUCCAGGCGCUCUGCCACAGCCAGGGUAAGACGGGUGUGGAGAUGGAAGCGCUGACGGCCGCCAGCCUUGCUGCCCUGACUGUGUAUGACAUGUGCAAAGCAGUCACUCACGACAUAGUCAUCGAAGAGGUGAAGUUGGUGAGCAAGACGGGAGGGCAGAGGGGAGACUUCCAGCGAGGAUAGCACUUAUCAGGAGCAUCCCCACGCGGGGAACUGAGGGUGCGGGCUGCUUUGGUGCCAUAUCUGCAGUAAGGCUGAGGAAGCAGCAGCAGGUAUCCUAUAAAAGAAUGUGACUGAGUCUCUGACCGGCCAGGCCAUCUCACUGCUGGGUGCUCCUCAGUUCAGCUCCCACUGGACAGGUCUCUGCCUGUGUCCACCAUGACACUUAGCACCCUUGCCAGUAACCUCAGCAGAGGGGCCAUGGGUCAAAACUGAGGCCCUUCAGCCCGGUGGUGCCAGGGAAGCUGCCCUGGCUGCUGUAACCCAUCCAGUGCUUAGUCAGGCACUCUUCAUCAGUACUGAAUUCACUUGGCAAAGGAACACAAUGAGGAGUAGUUUAUUGUAUCUUUGAUCAAUGACUGGGGCUUAAGAAUUGCUCCUUUCUCCCCAAACUUAAACUCGGAAGAAACUUCAGAAGGAGACAAUGGGGAGUCAUUCUAGAGUCCUGGCCAUUGAGCAAAGAUUUUAAUAAUGGACAGAGGCCCAUCAGCUGGAAUUAUUCAGCUCAAAGUCACCUAAUCACACCCCUCACAACUGCUUGGGUCCUAAAUGGGUCUGAUCAGUACCACAGCAAGGGGAUGGGAGCUUGUGUCCAUGAAUGGAAAAUUAGAUGUUGGUUGACUGAUACCAAAUAGCCCAUGCCUAGUCCUGAUUUCACUGAGGGGCAUGAUGCUGAAUACAGAGGGCUACUGGGGUAGCGGGAACUGUAAUUUGCACACCCUGAACCGCAUUGCUGUAGUUCACUCGUGCCUGCCAUUAUAACCAACUCAUUUGAUGUCCCUGCAUGCUCACAGGCGCGUUCUGAAUCAAUCUCAGUCCAUCAAAGCCACUUCCCACAAGGCAAUAGGCCUCCUUCCUUGCAGGGUCCUGAAGCGAUGGCCUGCAGAGGAACAUCAAAGCUUACUAUGUUACCCCACUCCAGAGCAACCAGCAGGAAGCAUGACCAAAACUGGGUAGCCAUGACAGGCCUCCCCCAAAGAGUCAGUUUGGGCUAUCAAAUAAUUGACUCAGUUUAAACUACUUUGUAUGUUUUUGUACUCUAGCAUGUUUAUGGGCUGUGCCUAAGGGCCUCAUUCUGCUCCUUAGAGAAGUCAGGGCCAGAACUCCUCAAAACAUGAGCAGAAUCAGGCCCUUAAUUUCUGGGACUUGAAAUCCAGCUGAGAUUCCCACCAAGCUCCAGCAGAUUCUGAUUUGUUUUUUUAAUCCACCUGCCUGCCGUGACUGUUUGUAGCCCCUGCUAAUGGCAUGUCAUGGGAUAACCUAGUCUGAUGCUUGCUUCUUCUAUUGACUUUGCAUCCAGCCAGCAGAGGAAGCCCGAGCUAACUCUUCCAUCAAUAAUGCUGCUGUUGCUGAACUCAGUGAUUCUUUUGGCAAACAGGGUCAUAAACAUCCCUUUGCUGUGUUGACUCUGCUCCAGGGAAGGGGAGGAAAUCCUUCAAUAUUUGUCAAAGCAACCCAGGAGAGGGGAAAUUGGAAUAGGCAUUUAGAAGCCUGAAAAAUCAGUCUUCUAAAAGUGAAGUCCUUGAUGUUGCAGAGUCCUAUGCUUUUUUGGUUGUUAAAGCCUGAACCUCUUGAGGCAUGUGGCUAGACAAGGACCUCUGCUUUUUUUAAAAAGGAAAGUUUCUCUGCCAUGAGGAGAACUAGGAAAACUUUGAAGUAUGACCUUCAUUCAUCCUAAAAGCUCAAAGCCAGUGGGCAAACAGAGAACCCUGGGCAAGGGGGCUGGCACAUGUAAUGCUUUUUAAACAUUUGGUGUUGGUUACACUCCGCACUUGAAACGGUCCCCUUGCGAAGGAUGAUCUGCAAAAGCAGGAGUUAAUUUUGCAUGUUUUUUGGAGUGGAGGGGACUAGACACAGUAAAAUAUACAGAUUUGUCAGUCUAAAUUGAAAAACAAUUCUCCCUUUAGAAUCUUGAACUCAAAUUUUGAGAGUUUCUCCUGCUACAGUUGAGAUCAGACACCUAUGGCAGAGCAGGGAUUCCAGCUCUCUCUGCCAUCUUAAAGGCUAGUGCCACCCUGUGCUAUGGCUGGAAAGACGCACAGAAGUCCCUAAUUCAGAUCUUGGCAGACCAAAAGCCUUUUUGCUUAUAAGCCUUGUGUUUAAAAAUGAAGUCAUAGAGUCUUGUGUUGAGGAAUACUUCAACAGUAACAGGUUGUUUUUUAAAAAAAAAAAAACCUACCCCAAAUACUCUUAACCACUCUUUAUUUUAACUUGCUCACCACUGCUAUAUUUUGGUUUUAAACAGUAACCUAAAAGCUUUACCUAAACCUCAAAGACCAGGAGCCCCUAACUUUAAUUUAUGGUGUGCUCCUAUGGCUUAAGUUUCCUGUCCUUUAGAUACCAGUGCUGCCGCCCCCUUUGAUACACACAACAGAGGAAGUUUUAAAACCAGCCUUAUUAACCUUGCUUUCCUAUUAAACUAGAGCUUUCAAGUUACUUGAAAGAAUUCUUUCCUUUGCCUUAUGAUUGAUGAUUAUUGUUGGUACAGCUUGCUCCCUAAAGUUGUGUUUCAAGAAACAUUUUAUCCAGGGGUGAGACUAUACACGACAGCAUCAAGCACAUCCCAGUCACUUCAAAGGAGAUGAGUUCAGGUUUAGUGCAGCAGACUGGGACAGCAGGGUCAGAUUUAAACCUUUAACUGCCCCUCCCCCUUUCCUCUAUACCUGAUUGCCCAUCACUGUGUGCUUUCCAAUCCCUUUUCUUACUAACUCACACCAGCACCAUGGAAGCACUUUGGAGUUCACUGUAGAGUCACUCUGUGUUUUAAGCCAUGUGACUUGUUCAGGUGUAGCUAGGAGUUUGAAAUAUAUAUUUUUUAUGGCUGAGCCAUUAUCCACAACAGCCCAGUAAUAGUAGUGUUGCCAUGACCACUAAGUUCCAAAUUCCACCACUAGAUCUGCUUAGGGGAUCCCAUGAACCACAUGGCACAAGUGGGUUCUAAUACACUUUGCUCUAGAAGUAUGUGGCAGUGUGUUUGUUUAUAUUGAUCAGACCUUUCAUGUAAAGAUUACUUAAAUUAGCACCUCUCUGAAUAUUCUACCUGAACACACCUUAAUAGUAGAUAAGUUACAUAGCUAUGGGACAGACGUGGUCACCGAUGAAUUGGGAGGGUAAGCAGUUCCAGGGGUAUGUCUACACUGCACCUGGGAGUGAGCCUCCCAGUGCGGCUCGACAGACUUGUGCUAAUGGGCUUCUAGCCAUUGCAGCUCAGAUUGGAAUUUGGAGGCUCUACCCUGAGGUACACUUGAGAGCCUGACCUCCAGUCCAAGUCGCAACAUCAAAGUGAUGUCUGCGCAGCUAGUUUUUAGUGCACUAGCAUGAGGCUGUAGUCCUGGGCUAGGAUGCUUGCUCCCCAUGUAGCUAGACCCUUACAGGUUGCGCUGGGUUUCAGCUACUGCGUGGGUGCUGAAUUCCUGGCUAGUUCCUUUCCUGCUUCUCUCGAGCCCACACACCUAUGUGAAGGGGAAAAGUCUUCCUUGUAGAGAACCACUGGCCAAUAUUAGCAACAAUGCUUCCUCAGCCUGCACCGCAUCGCUUCCCGCAGUCCCCAGUGGCCUGGAACAGCAAACUGCAGCUAGUGGGAGCUGCGCUCUGCCAAACCUGUGGCCGCUGCAGGUAAACAAACCAUCCUGGCCCACCAAUGGAUUUCCCUGAUGGGCCGUGUGCCAAAGGUUACUGAUCUCUGCCAUACAGCAUGAAAGGCGUCAUUUAUCAAAAAGCAUUUCAGGUACUUAGAAAACCAAACAGACUAUGAGAUGUGACUUACAGUUACUAAGAGCUCUUCUAUCUGCACUGAGGCAAUGAAAAGAUACAAACACACUCUGGGUGCUCAAAUACCAUAAUUCUGCUCACAAGGUCCUAUUACCACAUCAGACCAUACUGAUUACUUGCCAUCAUGGCAGAGAAGCUCUGCUAGUUUAAGACGAAUAUUGGUUAAUGCACAGAAGAUUCCCUCUGCAAUCCCUCUUGCAGAGCUGGGGGAUGAGGGGAGUCAGGCUUGGAAGCUAAGAUACCACACUUAGGUGCCUAAAUUCUUUUGAGGAUCAGGGCCGAACUCCCACAGACAUCAGUAGCAGUUGGGUGCUGAAAUCCUAGGAGGAUCUCGCCUUAGAUACCAUGGUGAUAGGCAACCUUAAAACUAAGUAGAGUGGUUUCUACAUGUCAGGACUGAAGCGAAUUGGCUGAGCUAAAUAGGGAAAGGACACCUACCUGCACUCUGCCUUUGCCUAGCUUGCUGUAGCCAAGUUGACUCUUACUUUCAUGAGCACUUUUUGUCCAUCAUCUUUAAAAAAAAAAAAAAAAAAAGAUACAGCCUGUUGUAUGAGGUUUUAAAAACAACCACCUGUCCUGAUUCAAGGGGUUGAGGAACGAUGAGUUGUAUUCAGUGAGAGAGAGAAGAAGGUUUAAACCAGAGAUGAUGGUGCAUUUGGACACGUGGCUCCUCGGCUUCUGAAAAUCUGCUAUGGUGCAACAGUUGAUUUAACAAGCCAGGACCCCCAUAGAGACUUUUUGAAUUUCACUAUAAUUCCUGUAUCUUGGAUAAGGAGGAAGUGAGGAUUGUAAGGUUAUCUGAAUAGUUGGGGCAAAUUGACAGCUCAGCUCUAUGUUGGUGCCAUAACAUUUUCUUGUUACAUAAUCAAGCCUUGGAACUAUGCAGUUAUUCUGAUAUAGAUAAGAUGUUGAAUUAAGCAUGAGCGUCCAUUUAUUUUAUGAGAAUGUGUUGCCAAAGGGCACUGGAUAAUAGUGUGUGUGUGAUGUUUGUACCCCUGCUCCAACACACACAGUGUGUUCUCAAUUACGCACAAGUAAACUGGGUCAGUAUUUUAGAGGCUUAUUUUGCUCCAAUACAUUUUUAAUAAAGACUAAUUGUAAUGGAAAUGA
Mauremys mutica (yellowpond turtle) is the source of this 7124-nucleotide messenger RNA. It is a transcript of the gene MOCS1, whose product is annotated as molybdenum cofactor synthesis 1. Gene Ontology annotation, biological process: Mo-molybdopterin cofactor biosynthetic process. The coding region runs from base 129 to 2207 and encodes 692 amino acids. Lineage: Eukaryota; Metazoa; Chordata; Testudines; Geoemydidae. The transcript has 11 exons. Gene Ontology annotation, molecular function: GTP 3',8'-cyclase activity; metal ion binding; cyclic pyranopterin monophosphate synthase activity. The record is from RefSeq and is a predicted model, not a curated record.